UGGGUGACCCCAGUGAGGGUUAUGGGAUCACCUGAAGGGCCAUAGGACCCCCGUGAGGCCCACGGGACCCCAGAAAGGGCCUUUGGGAGCCCAGUAAGGGCACUGAGACCCCGCUAAGAGCCACGGGACCCCAGGGAAGGGGACACGGCAGAGGUAGGGGGACCCCAUUGGUGGCUGUGAAAGCCCAGUGGGGGUCUCUGGACCCCAUUAAGGGUCCGCUGAGGGCAGCAGGACACCGUUAAGGGCUUUGGGACCCCCACUGAGACCCCUUGGGACCCCACUGAAACCCCUUGGGGCCCCACUGAAACCCCUUGGGACCCCAUUGAAGCCCCUUCGAACCCCCAUUGAAGCCCUUUGGAUCCCACUGAAGCCUUCAGGACUCAGAGAGCCCCUAGGGGCGGAAGUGCGGAGUGGGCGGGGUCUCGACAGGAAGUCGCGCGUCGCGUCGUGAUGACGUAACAAGAUGGCGGCGGCGCUAGCGAUGCGGGCCUUCCGGGGGGGUCGCGUCCCUCUGCCCCCCCACCCCAGCGGGCCGCGCCGCGGGGUCUCGUCGGGGGCAUUGCGGCGUUUGGGGGAAUGGUUCUACGAAGUGGAGGCGGUGCUGGGCUGGGCGGAGCGGCUGCGGCUGCGGCGGCUGCGCAGGAAGAACGCGCCCUACAGCUUCAUCCAGAGGCUGCAUGGUGACAACGUGGCGGCCGCCUGCUUCGCCAUGUCGUGCGGUGGAAGGGUGAGAUUUGAGGGCCAGGAGCGCUGGCUCUGCGCAGAUUCCCGCGGGCGCUGGAGCCCCGAAGUGCUGCAGUUCCGCCACGUCCCUGUGGUGGCCUUGGACCUCAGCGGCUCCCAGCUCACCUACGACGGUUUGGACAACCUUGUGCCGCUGACGAAGCUGCAGCACCUGGACCUGAGCGGCUGCCCCCACGUGGACGACUGGGCGCUGGGGAGGCUGCACGUCUUUGGGGGCAGCCUGCAGGAGCUGUCGGUGGCACGAUGCCCCCGCGUCACCGAGGGAUUGGCCACCCUGCAUCAGCUGCCGAAGCUGCAGCGCCUGGACGUCGGGGGGCUGGCGGUGCCGAGCCCGGGGCUGCUGCGCAUCCUGCUGGAGGAGAUGCUGCCACACUGCCGGGUGUUGGGCAUGGAAAUGGGGGAGGGGGACCCCCUGGAGACCCCCCCGGAGCUGGGGCAGCCCCCCCCUCCCGCCCAUGACAGCGCUGUGGUUGGAGGGGGGGUCCCAAAGUGGCAUUAAACGCAUUGCGGUCGC
This is a messenger RNA of Lagopus muta (rock ptarmigan), 1258 nucleotides long. It is a transcript of the gene DMAC2, whose product is annotated as distal membrane arm assembly component 2. The record is from RefSeq and is a predicted model, not a curated record. Lineage: Eukaryota; Metazoa; Chordata; Aves; Galliformes; Phasianidae.